This is a messenger RNA of Sitophilus oryzae (rice weevil), 2730 nucleotides long. It is a transcript of the gene vermilion, whose product is annotated as tryptophan 2,3-dioxygenase. The record is from RefSeq and is a predicted model, not a curated record. Gene Ontology annotation, molecular function: L-tryptophan 2,3-dioxygenase activity; metal ion binding; heme binding. The transcript has 9 exons. Lineage: Eukaryota; Metazoa; Arthropoda; Insecta; Coleoptera; Curculionidae. The coding region runs from base 277 to 1491 and encodes 404 amino acids.
AUGUAAUAUCGUAAUAACUUGGCGAUAGAUCAGUGUGGUUUUAAAUCCGUCCCAAACUACCUUGACAUCCCCUUAGCAUAUAUUCCACUUAUGUGUAACGCGAUACUUGAAUACAUACAUACAGUAAAAAAAACUAUAUAGAACGGUUUUUUUUCUUGUGGAUUAUAUCCGGCUGAUUACCUAACAGCAAACUGAGUUAAUGUUCUUUUAGUUCUCUAGUUCUGUUGUAAACAGUGAGUGCUAGAUUCUUUUGUUGCGUCGUGUAAGGAAAUUGAAAUGGCUUGCCCUGUUCGACAUAGUUUAAAUAUGCCUGAUGGAGAUCCACUAGAAGAUGAAUCUGGUAUGUUAUAUGGAGAAUAUUUGAUGUUGGAUAAAGUCCUGCAAGCACAGCGAUUACUAAGCGAAAAACAUAAUCAAAAAGUACAUGAUGAACAUCUUUUUAUUAUCACUCAUCAAGCAUACGAACUAUGGUUUAAACAAAUUAUUUACGAAUUGGACUCCGUAAGGGAGAUAUUCAGCGAAAUUUUGGAAGAAACCGAAACUUUGGAAAUAUUGAAGAGGCUGAACCGAAUUGUUUUAAUAUUGAAGGUGUUAGUGGACCAAGUGAUGAUUCUGGAGACUAUGACUCCGUUGGACUUUAUGGACUUCCGUAAUUAUCUAAAACCAGCCUCGGGCUUCCAAAGUCUCCAGUUUAGAUUGCUGGAAAACAAGUUGGGUGUCAAAUCUGAAAACAGGGUGAAAUACAACAAGGAUUAUACAAAAGUUUUCGGAAACGACGAGAAAGCUUUAGAAAGGGUCAUACAAUCCGAAAGCCAGCCGUCCUUGGCCUUGUUAGUGGAAAGAUGGCUGGAGCGUACUCCCGGCUUAGAAGUUGAGGGUUUUAAUUUCUGGGGAAAGUAUCAAACAGCUGUCAAUUUGCUUCUGGAAGAACAAAGACAAAUCGCUCUGGCUGUACCAGUGGAGAACCUGAGAGAGUAUCGCUUAAAUGAUUUAGCAAAUCGCCGAGAGGUGUACGAAUCGAUAUUCAAACCCGACAUACACGAAGCUUUAUUAAACAGAGGAGAAAGGCGCUUUUCUCAUAAGGCCCUCCAAGGAGCUAUUUUGAUCACUUUGUAUCGUGACGAACCCAGAUUCAGCCAACCCCAUCAAAUCCUCAAUUUACUUAUGGACAUCGACUCCCUCAUAACAAAAUGGCGAUACAAUCACGUACUGAUGGUUCAGCGAAUGAUCGGCUCAUCUCAACUAGGCACAGGUGGAUCUUCUGGAUAUCAGUAUUUAAGAUCCACUUUAAGCGAUCGCUACAAAGUCUUUGUGGAUUUGUUUAACCUUUCCACGUUUUUGAUACCGAGAGCUUAUAUACCGCCCAUAUCCUCAACGGCGAGAACUCAACUCUCGUUAUGGAGAAAUGGAAAGGGCAAAGUGUUAGAGGAGAACGACAGCAAAAAUGGCUUGGAAAUCGAGGAUAACGGAUUCGAAGAAGACAUCGUAUGAGAGUAACACUAUCUCGUGUUUGCUAUUUUGAUGUUCCACCAGAAUAUAGUAUUGCAUUCGAAUAACUAGCCCAAUCGUUUUAGAUUUUUUCAACGUAAAAAUAUACCGGGUGAGUUUUCUACGAUGUUCUCUAUGGGUAUCUCGGAAACUAAUUUUGCAGUUUUUUGGGGUUUUGUGACUAAAUAUACUCCGAUUUUAAGAUUUUCAGCAAUAUAAGCUAUAAUAUAUCUUUUUCACAAAAUUACUGAGUUUCUAUCUUUCUUGACUAAUUUCACUUAGUUAGUCAUGGAAACAAGUUCAAUCGUCGUUGCUCUCAGAAAUGUGAAACUGCCACAUCCAAACUUUGUAAAUUAAAAUAAACAAAAAUUGUAAAUAUGAAUUUUUCACAUGAAGAAAAGCGUGUAUUAUUGGUUCAACUUUUCUUGGUCAUACAGUUUCGACUAUACAGCCAUACAGUGAACGGUACUUCCGUUUUUAAGAGAACGGGUUCCAAGACACGUUAGAAAAGUUAAAUUUAGAGAUUCGCGCAUUAAUAGAGUGGUUCCAACAUCACUUUCAUUAUGACACACCACUUCCCCCCCCACAAUGAAAAAAAUGUUAAAAAUUAUUUAUAUCCUAAUUACGCAAAUUCAGGGAUAGGAAGACGUGGACCAAUUGCAUGGGCCUCCUCUAUCACCUGACCUAUCCAUGGUAGAUUUUUUUUUAUGCGGUGUGGUUAACAACAAGGUUUACAAAAGAACUUAUGAAUUAAGAGAGGCAUUUGAAGAGGCGGUGCUGGAGAAGUUUAUUAUAGUCGACCGGCCGUUCUGUGGGAAAAACUUGUAAUUCAGUUUUAAAAAGAUGCAUUUUAUGUACUCAAAACAAUGGCGGUUUUUUUGAACAUUUGUAAUAUGUGUAAUGUAAAUUGUAAAGCACCGUUUAAUAAAAUAUUCUGUCUAUAUUCUAUCUUUUUUAUAAGUUAUAAAUCAUAACAGAAUAAGAAUAAAAUGCCAACUAAGUGAAAUUAGUCAAGAAAGAUAAGAAUUGGCUCUAAAUCAGUAAUUUUUCGAAAAAAAACAUAUUAUAUCUUAUAUCUCUGAAAAGCUUAAAAAAUUGCGCUUGUUAUGAAGUCGUGGGCAACUAUGGUUUCACAGUUUUUUCAAAAAUGACAGGCUUUAGAAAAAACUAGAAAACUCAUGAGGGAUGUGAUUAUCUACAAUUUUUAUUUAAAAACUUUUUUUCUAAAAUAGAUUAUAAUGG